This is a messenger RNA of Impatiens glandulifera, 2274 nucleotides long. Its product is annotated as serine/threonine protein phosphatase 2A regulatory subunit B''beta-like. Gene Ontology annotation, molecular function: calcium ion binding; protein phosphatase regulator activity. Gene Ontology annotation, biological process: protein dephosphorylation. The transcript is spliced from 13 exons. NCBI's taxonomy places the organism in Eukaryota, Viridiplantae, Streptophyta, Magnoliopsida, Ericales, Balsaminaceae. The coding region runs from base 271 to 1890 and encodes 539 amino acids. Gene Ontology annotation, cellular component: protein phosphatase type 2A complex. The record is from RefSeq and is a predicted model, not a curated record.
UGUUUUCGGCAAAUUUCGGAAGCAGGAUCAUACGAUUGUUUGUUCGAAACUAUGCGGAUUUUCAUUCCGAUUGUCGUAAUUUGAUGCCAAAUUACUCAAAAUUGUUGCAAGUCGGUUCCUAGGAUACGAUGAUGGGAGCGCGUUGUAAUGUGAGAGGUUCUGUUGUUUCUUCUGCCUGAGUAAUUCCUAGGAUCGAUCUCUCGCAACAUUGUAUUUGCUUCUGGAUGAGAUAUCGAGCCAUAAUUUUCAUUCCUUCUAACUUUUCCUGCCAUGGAUGUCAUUGUUAAUGACGACGAGUCGUGUCUUGAUGCCGAAUUAUUGCAACUUCCUGAUGUCUCUCAUUCCGUUCUUAAGUCGAACCUUUACGUUGCCGAUAAGUUGUUCGACCAAUGGCUUUCUCUCCCCGAAACGUUGUCCCUGGUGAAGUCCUUAGUUAAUAAUGCAAAGGCUGGCAUUCCCUUGAAUGUUCCUGGUGUACAUUCCAGCCCAAAUGCAUCUUCAAAUAAUUCAUUGCCCUCCAUGUUUCUUGCUGGCAAUGCACCUCCACUUUCACCGAGAUGUUCAUCUGGUUCUCCCCGCACUGCAAAACAGAGAGUGGGCCCUUCUAAUUUAGGUUCUCCUUUGAAAAUAAUUAAUGAGCCUUUCAAUGAAGUGAUACCUCAGUUCUACUUCACUAAUGGGCCACCUCCUCCUAAUGAACUAAAAGAACGAUGUUUGUUUAGAAUCAAUCAGUUCUUCUAUGGUCACCCAGAUGGGCUGAAGGUUAAUGAGUUUAAGCCUGUUACAAAGGAAAUAUGCAAGCUUCCAUCUUUUUUCUCUACAUCCCUAUUCAGAAAGAUUGAUGUUAACUGCACAGGGUCUGUAACCAGGGAUGCAUUUGUUGAUUAUUGGGUCAACAUCAAUAUGUUGACAAAGGAUUUGGCAACCCAAAUAUUUUCCAUCUUAAAGCAGCCAAAUCUUAAUUAUCUUAUUCAGGAUGACUUUAAACCUGUGCUUCAAGAACUUGUAGCUACACAUCCUGGAUUAGAGUUUCUACACAGUACGCCGGAAUUUCAAGAAAGAUACAUUGAAACUGUAAUAUACAGAAUUUAUUUCUACAUGAAUCGAGCGGGAAAUGGCCGUUUUACCCUUAAGGAGCUGAAACGUGGUAACUUAAUUGCUGCAAUGCAACAUGCAGAUGAAGAAGAGGAUAUUAACAAGGUUCUAAGAUACUUCUCUUAUGAACAUUUCUAUGUGAUAUACUGCAAGUUUUGGGAGCUGGAUUCAGACCACGAUUUCCUGAUAGAUAAAGAGAACCUUAUUAGAUAUGGUAACCAUGCUCUUACUUACAGGAUUGUGGACAGAAUAUUUUCCCAGGUUCCAAGGAAAUUUACUAGCAAGGUUGAGGGGAAAAUGGGAUAUGAAGAUUUUGUGUACUUUAUACUAUCUGAGGAGGAUAAAUAUUCUGACACUAGUAUUGAGUACUGGUUCAAAUGCAUAGACUUGGAUAAUAAUGGGAUAUUAACGAGGAGCGAAAUGCAAUUCUUUUAUGAGGAGCAAUUACAUCGGAUGGAGUGCAUGGCACAAGAAGCAGUUCUUUAUGAGGAUAUUUUGUGUCAGAUAAUUGACAUGAUUAAACCUGAGAAUGAAAGCUAUCUUACACUGCAAGACUUGAAAGGAAAGAAACUUGUGGGCAGCGCCUUGAAUAUCCUUUUUAACCUUAACAAAUUUAUGGCCUUUGAAACUCGUGAUCCAUUCCUUAUUCGCCAGGAGCGUGAGAACCCACAUUUAACAGAGUGGGAUCGGUUUGCUCAUAGAGAAUAUAUUAGGCUUUCCAUGGAAGAAGAUGCUGAAGAUGCCUCCAAUGGUAGUGGAGAUGUUUGGGACGAGUCACUUGAGGCGCCAUUUUAACUUCUAUUUCAAUCAAGAAAUUUCCAACCAAAGUGGAACUUAGCCACCUGAUAAUAGGAUUAGAUUUCGCUCGUUGCGUAUAGAAAAUGAGUUAGCCGCAAGGCAUUCAAUCUCACCUUACAAGGCUUUUGCCUCUUCCCAAAGUGAAGACUUUUUGGCGAAGGAUUUCUUUUUUUCGCACCGAAAGAAGGUUGGUUGUAGGUAGUAAUUUACAUAAAAUAUGUUUCUCUGUGGAACUUUUCUAGAAACUCUACUCAUCUGAUUUUUUUUUUUGUUCAAUUUUGUUUUUAUCAUACUUUACUAAUUACUAUAUGAUUUAUUUAUCACAUUCUUGGAAUUAGGGUUCAUUCAAGUAAAGAUUAAUAAUAAUCAUCAAGCUAUUUG